UCGCGAAACGGCGAAAGAUGGCAACUGAUAUUGUGCGAUUGUUAGGCACUCUGUCAUUAUCUGAUGACCCAAUUGAAAAACUAGAAGAGUUGAAGACUGUAGUAUUUGCUGUUCACCCGUCCGUUCUUGAAAAUCAUAUUGGUAACCUUUCAUUUCAACAGUUGUUUACAUUGUUAAACACAGAAAAUGGCGAUCAAUUGGAGUUAUGCUGUGAUAUCCUUUCACGUCUACUGACUGCCCUUGGCCCAUCAGGAGUCCUCAGUCACUUCAACACAGAACUAUUACAUGGCCUCUCUCACAAAGCUUCAUGUGUUCAGUGUCUUUGUCUCCAGCAGUUACAGUUUGUUGGAGAGGAUAGCCAGGCUUUGGAGGAAUUGGUACGACAAGAUGAUAUUUUACACCAGGCCAUCCAACUGAUUGGAUGCGACAGCUUAAAUGUCUCUCAGAAGGCCAAUAAUGUCGUCUCCUGUCUUGGUCAUAGCGCCUCCGGUCUAACUGCACUGUACACUUCUACACUACUACAGACAUUACAACAGGUGAUGGAUCGUAAUGAAACUGUCCGCUUCAGAGUGUAUGAGCUCCUGGUGAAGAUCUGUCAGUUGUCUGUGGUGGCACUCGAGUAUACACAUGAAAGUGGCAUGCUCCAACAGCUGCUGAAUGAGGUACACAAGGACGACAUCCUGCUCCAGCUCAACUGUAUAGAAUUGUUAUCUGAUCUUGCCAUGUCUGAGCACUGCCUUGUCUUCCUUGACCAGCAAGGAAUCAUCAGGAGACUGGACGACAUGAUCGCUUCCGUCGAUACAGACCCAAUGGCUGGUCUUCUGCUCCCUGGUCUUAUCAAGUUCUUUGGAGGCAUGGCCAGGUUCCAUCCAAAGGAGGUGUGUUCAGAGAAAAGUAUCUUCAUGAACACAGUAUUGGACAACACCAGAAACCCAGCCUUGAGCAACAUGGCAAUUCAGACAGUGGGUUUCAUUGGGAGUACGCCUGAGGGGAAGGUGGCUCUUGACAAAUGGGGUGGAAAGCUGUUGUCAUCCGUGUCAGAUAUCGCAGCUGUACUAAGGAAUGGUACAACAGAGCUGAAGAUCAAUGCCUUACAGGCUGUGGAGAGCCUGCUGACACUGAGGGUUGAGGAUCAGACAACAGAGCUACUGAUGCUGACAGAAAAGUGGUUUAACCUUCUAAGCCAUGAACCACUUCGAACAUUAUUGGAGAUUGUUCAGCAACCAUUCACAGAUCUCCGCUGUGCAGCUUAUCAGGUUUUCAUUGCUAUGGCAACACAACAGUGGGCACAAGAAUGUAUGAACAAGUUUCCAGGAUUUACAGAGUUCCUUUUAGACAGACUCACAGAGUCCACAAAGGAAGGCAAGGACGGCAAAUACACACUAGUCAAAACCCUUGCUGAAUCUCCGUUUGCUGCCAACAGUUUUGGAAAUCCCUUUUAUGUGAAGUUAAAGGCUUAUUGUGUUCAAGGACCGUACUUUAUUCGAGCCCAGGCUGAAGUGGCUAUGGAGGGAGAAUAGCUUUCUCUUCAUGUUUCAUCAUAUUAUGUUGUAGAUAUAAUCUAUAGGUAUUAUCUACACAAUGAGUAUAGAACACUUUCAAAUAACAUUUCCACAUUGCAGUAUUUUCCAACAUAAAUUCAUCUAUCAUAAUGUCACUUUCAUUUUUAUUUAGGCAUAUCUUUUUCAAGAUAAGCAUAUUGAAGACUUUGUGUACUAAUCUUAGAUAUGCUUAAAACAUUAAUAUCUAUUUGUCAAGGUAUAUUGGUAUGGUGGAAGAGUAUGUUAUAUGCAAAUACAAUGUACAGUAUAAUUAUUAUGUUUUUUGAGCGAUAAAGUUUGAUUACAUUACCAAAAGUACAAUGUUCAUGAAAAUGUACAGUAAGGGGAUCAUCGUUCAUCUGUUACCAAAAGCUGUGGUCUUCCUGGAGAGGUCUGGAUACUGAAUACUAGAAGCCAUAUUUGCCUAAAGUCAUAUCUUUAUGCUUGUAAAAGUACUUACAUAGCCAAUAAUCUACUGUGCUAAUUUAUUACAUCUGUCCUGUUGUGCCAUGAAAACAGACUGUCUGAAUUCAUCUGAUGAGAAGUCUGCCCCAUGCUUGGUAUUAAGUCUACUCAUAUUUAUUGCUAUGCUAGAGAACUAUCAGCAAAGGCCCUUUCACGGACUUGAAAUCUGAUCAAACUCCCAUUUUUAGUUAAAAGUAAUGUAUUGCCUGUCCAUGUCUCCCUCCCUCUACCCCCAAUCCCAGGUGAAUUGCAGGAUAUCUGCAAUACUUGCAGUUUCAUUAUUACGCAAUGUCAUUUCAUCAUUGAAAACUUUUUCACACAGUAACAUCCUGCUAUGGGCAUUUAUCAGGAAACAAACCGGGAAUCAGGUUUAUUUUUCAUAGUAUAAUACUUCUUCUGAAACUUGUCUUUCAGUAGAUUUCCAUCAUUUUAAGAAUGUUACCUGAGGCAUUUUUAUAAGAAUAUGUUUCCCCCAACUCCCGUCUUGUUACAGAAUAAAUAUAGUGUAUACUGUUAACAGAUUUUAAUUGCAGUUAUCUCCCUUGUCACAUAUGUAUUCUGGAAAAAAUACAUUAACCAUGUUUGUUAUUGAUGAAGUCAUUGUUUCCCAAUAUCCUGAAUGAAAGUGCAAAACCCCCUAUGGUUACAAAAUCUUAAGACUUGUACCCCAGUUUUUAAGGACUCUCCUACAUGAACUGCACCCUCAGUUUCAAUAUUCAUUGGGGAACACUGUGUGACAAGUAUCAAGUUUCAUGGUGAACACUCAAGUGAUACUAAAUGUUUAAGAUUGGUGAAAUAAUUAAAAAACAAUGAAAAGAAAGUGAUUCGAUACAGAAUAUUUUAUUAGAAUGAAAAUUUAGACCUUGUGUAACAUAGUUCUAUUGAGUUCCUUUAAUAAAGGUGAUGAAUUUUA
This is a messenger RNA of Ylistrum balloti, 2919 nucleotides long. Its product is annotated as 26S proteasome non-ATPase regulatory subunit 5-like. Gene Ontology annotation, cellular component: cytosol. Lineage: Eukaryota; Metazoa; Mollusca; Bivalvia; Pectinida; Pectinidae. The transcript has 8 exons. Gene Ontology annotation, biological process: proteasome assembly. Bases 18 to 1520 code for a protein of 500 amino acids. The record is from RefSeq and is a predicted model, not a curated record.